AGCUUUUUAAAUCUACACAUUCAGAAAUCAUGAGUGAUGAGGAUGUUGCCGCCCUUGUCAUCGAUAAUGGAUCUGGAAUGUGCAAAGCCGGGUUCGCAGGAGAUGAUGCACCUAGAGCUGUGUUCCCUUCAAUCGUCGGCAGACCCAGACACCAAGGAGUAAUGGUUGGAAUGGGCCAGAAAGACAGUUAUGUUGGAGACGAAGCUCAGUCGAAACGUGGUAUCUUGACUCUAAAGUAUCCGAUUGAGCAUGGUAUUGUGACGAACUGGGACGAUAUGGAGAAGAUCUGGCACCACACUUUUUACAACGAGUUGAGAGUUGCUCCAGAGGAACACCCAGUGUUGCUGACAGAGGCUCCAUUGAACCCAAAAGCCAACCGUGAGAAGAUGACCCAGAUAAUGUUUGAGACGUUUAACGCUCCCGCGAUGUAUGUGGCUAUUCAGGCAGUGUUGUCCUUGUAUGCUUCUGGUCGUACUACUGGUAUUGUGUUGGACUCUGGUGAUGGUGUUACUCACACUGUACCCAUAUAUGAGGGUUAUGCAUUACCUCAUGCUAUUCUACGUCUAGAUCUUGCUGGAAGAGACCUUACAGAUUAUUUGAUGAAGAUCUUGACUGAGAGGGGUUACAGUUUUACGACAACUGCUGAACGUGAAAUUGUCCGUGAUAUCAAAGAGAAGCUUUGUUAUGUUGCUCUAGACUUCGAACAGGAAAUGGCUACAGCUGCUUCCAGCUCUUCUUUGGAGAAAAGUUAUGAGCUUCCUGAUGGUCAGGUCAUUACCAUUGGUAAUGAACGCUUCCGUUGUCCUGAAGCUUUGUUCCAGCCUAGCUUUUUGGGUAUGGAAGCUUCAGGGAUACAUGAAACCACAUACAAUUCUAUCAUGAAGUGUGAUGUGGAUAUUCGUAAAGAUCUGUACUCCAACACUGUAUUGUCCGGUGGAAGUACAAUGUAUCCUGGUAUUUCAGAUCGUAUGCAGAAGGAGAUUGGCUCUCUUGCACCCAGCACCAUGAAGAUUAAAAUUGUUGCACCUCCUGAACGUAAGUACUCAGUAUGGAUUGGUGGUUCUAUUUUGGCUUCCUUGUCCACCUUCCAACAGAUGUGGAUUUCCAAACAAGAGUAUGAUGAAUCCGGUCCGAGCAUAGUUCACCGCAAAUGCUUCUGAUUUGGCUUAUCUAUUUUGUACAAAUUACUAAUAUUGAGUGAAUUAUAAUGAUUUCGUGAUUUUG
Messenger RNA from Heterobilharzia americana, 1224 nucleotides. The record is from the annotation of a GenBank genome assembly. Lineage: Eukaryota; Metazoa; Platyhelminthes; Trematoda; Strigeidida; Schistosomatidae.